AUGCCGACCACAGCUGUUCCAACUGUGACUCCAGGAAACCCAAGUGCAGCGCCAACUUCAGCUGCUCCUUCAUCGAGCCCCACCACUGCUCUGCCGACCACAGCUGUUCCAACUGUGACUCCGGGGAACCCAAGUGCAGCGCCAACUUCGGCUGCUCCUUCAUUACGCCCCACCACUGCACAACCAACCACAUCUGUUCCAACUGUGACUCCAGGAAACCCAAGUGCGGCACCCACUACAAGUAACCCCGCAACAACUGGCACUACUAGUACUGUGAAUCCUUCGUCUAGCACAUUGGCUCCAUCUGGAAACACCAUGCUCCCAAUUGCUGCAGGUCCACUGACAUCCAGUCCUACCGAAGCCUCUGGCACUUAUCAGCCUACUCACUUGCUGAAUGGUGGUUUUACAUCUAGCCCUACGAGUUUGGUGUCGCCACGCCCCACGCAAACGAGUACUUCACCUGCCACAAUGAGCAGCCCUGCCCUUCAGACUGGCAAUCCUUCCACCCUUACUCCAACCACAAAUAGCCCGACUACCCCCCAGACGGCCAAGCCUUCUUCCCCUCCUCCAACAACACCAGCUCCCACGUCAACACCCAAACCAACGCUCUCACCAACCACAACGAACACACAGGUUGUGAAGGCCUACAAUGCGUGGGAUGUUUCCAAUUCAAUUGGUUUGACUACCAGUAUGUUGACCAGUGGGCCUGACAGACAAGGUCUGCACAAUGCGUAUAAACAGUUCGUCAAUGAAGUGGUGGGGGAGUUGACAACAAAUAGGAGAAGGCUGAAACUCUCGGAGCACCGACGGCGGUUGGUUUCCUAUGAUCCGUCGUCGGCUCUAGUUUACAAGGUUACCGAUACUCCAUGCCCGCCUUCCGCUGUGGAGAAGUCAAAAUGCCACACAGUGCAUGGUCGUUUCAACCUCCAUGUUCCUCCGGAGGAAGAUGCAAAUGAAGUAUAUGCUGCAUAUGUGAAUGCAACACAAGCUGCCAUUGAGGAGGGAAGACUUCAGAGGAAGCUGGAAAAAGUGGACCCUGGAUCAGCUUUCUUUGUUGAACGGCCCUCAGACCCGGAAGUGGCAUUAUCAUCAGUGUCAAGCCGAGCAAUUGUGGAUCCCGACUUGCAAACUAAUAAUGAGGAGAGCAGCAGUAACGGAAUUGGGCUGCUUGGUAUCAUUCUCAUUGCAGCGGGGUGUGCAGCUGUCUUAGUGAUUAUUAUUGCUGUGUCUACGAUUGUACCGAACAAGGAAAGGAAGAAGCCGGAUAAAAACAAGAAGAAGUCCGAGGAUAAGCCACCUGCAACGGAGGUGUCGGAAACUGACCUGUCCACGGCUGUAGUCACAGAGACUAGCUCCGACGAGAGCCACCGAGAAGAGGUAGAAGAGCUUGUUAGGAAGAAUUGCCCUGAUCACCUUGACGAUGUGGAUGCCUUGUUGCGUCAGUUUUCCGGUCGCGAAGAAUUGUUGAUCCUCACGCUCCAAAAUAUGGCGCAAGAAGAUGAUCUUCACCUUGCCGAAUCAAACGACUAUGAUGUUUCCUCUAAUCAUGAAUGCAACCAGGAUUCCCAAUCGUUGAGUGGAGAGCUGGAAGAAGCUGAAGGUUUUCGUCGUGCUAAGGACACGGAUUCUAGCCAGGUGCUGAGAAUCCUGCCCGGUGGCCUCGAAGCAGCCACCGACGAUGCCAAAGAUGAAGCUGCAACGUCGGAAGUUUCCAAAAGUUUGGAGUGCUCUACUAGUGGCUUGCACGAUCGAGACAACCGAAUUGUUAGUGAUGCGGACAGUUUCAUUUUCGAUGCUCCCAAGGAUGGUGGAUCUCAUUCAUCGACGGAUAAGUGCUCUUCGACUGUUCCAGACAGUGGGCUAAUUGAAGGUGAAAACGUGCAACGUGCUGCGGUGAACGACGACACGCAUGAAGACGCAUUCAUCGCUGAGUGUAUUGCAGCCGACGAAAAAACACAAGAAACUAUGGAUUCUGAGGAUGACAAACAUGAGGAUACCAGAGAGAAACCCCGCUGCGGCGAUCCUGACAACUUGUCUGCCGGAUCAGAGAGCUGCAGCAGCGAAAAUAGCAGCAACAGGAAAUAUUGGCUUCAGGAUGCCAAUGGCGCUUGGAUUGAGGUAGAUGGUCCUGAAGAUAUUGAUGAAUCAGAAAGCGAGAUCGAAAUUUCUGAAGGGGAUCCCUCGGCUUCCAACUGGUUUCAACGAGGCAAGCAAAUGUUAGAAGACUUCAUCUAUGAGGAUGUGUCCAUCAACGACGAUGAGUCCAUCAAAGACGAUGAGUCCAGUCACUACGAUGAUUCGACAUGCUUUGAGCCCUCAAAUAACGAAGCUAAGGAGGGUGGAGUGAACGUGAGCGGCCAAGAAUCGCUGGCGAAGAUCGAAAGCUCAAGUAACGCACAGGGCACUGCAGCACUUGAAGAUGACAACAGGAAAAGUGCAGACGCUUCCAGUUACGAGACCUCUGUGGCCCUUCUGGUGGCUAUUGAAGAAGACAAAGAUGAGGAAGACUCCCAAAGAAACCACGACGUCGGAUCAGAUGGAGAUAUGCAACACCCGACGAACCACACCACCGAUCAGCCGCCGAAGUUGGAGGAGGGCAUUGGAAACGAGCUCACGCCACAGUUGCAUGAGGAAGAAGGCCUACAAAACCCUCAAUCCAUGGAAACUUCAGCUUUUGCAAUCAACGAAAGCAGUGACGACCGCCUUGACGAUGAAGGUUGGGUUCUCGACUUGAAAGAGCGGCAUGGAGAGGCCCUGCAACGAGUACAUGACAGUGAGACUGGUAGUUCCAACCAAGAUACCGAGAUCAACGACUCCAACGAAGUUGUUGGAGUGGCAGACGCAACAAGCGCCACCGCCAUCGACGACGAAGAAGAAUGCCAGGAGAAGAUUGAUGCUGCAGAACAACAAGUUGAUGCAGCAAGUGGCACUGUCGACCUAGAGAAACAACUCGAUGAUGUUGCCCGAUCCGAGCACCCCGAGGCUGGAAGAUCCACUAUCGAAACGGUGGAGCCAAAGGAUCCAGCGGAGGCUGAACCAGAAACCAUGCAAAACAACCAGAAGGAGACGGAUGACCAUGACGCUCAUGUCGAAAACAAUGUCGCCCAUGAGUUUGAACCUGACACCGAAAAAGGUCGGGGCACUGACGAGCCCAACAGCUGCAACAUGAGCGAGGAGAUAUUCGAUCAGGUGGAAGACGAACCUGAACAAGCUGACAAUUGGGACGCUGUUGACCAAGAUGAGCACCAGAUCACUGAGAUUGAACCAGAACAAGUUCAGGUUGUUGACUAUUCUGAUUGCGACAAUGACAAUGACAACGACAACGUCAACAGCAUGAAGGAAAGCAAUGGACAGGAAGACCCGGACGUUGUUGGAACAGGAGAAUCAUCGGAGUCUAAACACGAAGAGGUCCAGGUCAUUGCCGAAUCCGAGGUGUACGCAAAUAGGGAUGAAGAGCCCAAAGACCAGGCUGUAGAACAUGAAAAAGACGAGGAACUCAAGGGCGGUGCUGAAGAGCCCGAGAACACGAAUAGCUCUGGAGAAGUGACCAAUGUCCCAAAGCAUACUACUGGUGAACCAGUGAUUGGUCAGACAAAAGUUGAGACUGACGCGAACGAAGACAUGAAGGACCAGGAGGCUGAUGACCGCGAAGACAUGGCCGUCACGGCGGAACCUCACGUUACAGGAGCGCCAGAAAGUUCAGAUCAGGAUCCUUCGGCAAGCGGCUCUGCGCCUUUGACCGGCGAGACCUCACUUGCGGAAGAAAUGCCGCAACGUGAGGACUCGUCCUCAGCCUCGGACGAAGGCUCCGUAAGCAGCGGCAGUGACCAAAGCGAUCAAUCAGAUGCCUCCGAGGGGCACUAG
Molecule: messenger RNA, 3864 nt
Organism: Seminavis robusta
Lineage: Eukaryota; Bacillariophyta; Bacillariophyceae; Naviculales; Naviculaceae
Source: the annotation of a GenBank genome assembly